AUGGGAGUUUGUUCGUCCGAUGUCAACAUGUCGAAAUAUCUAGGAUCUGCAGUGCUCGAUGGGCACUUGUAUGCAGCAGGUGGAAGAGAUGAGUCAUCCAAUGACCUUAGCUCAGUUGAGAAAUACAACCCUCUUACUGAUGAAUGGACCGAAGUGGCUGCAAUGAAGGAGAAGCGAUGGAAUGUGAAACUUGUCGUUGCCAAUGAAAAACUUUAUGCUGUGGGUGGACAUGGCACUUCUGACCAGGAUUCCGUUGAAGUUUUCGAUCCUAAGACAAAUAAGUGGGCUAUUCACAGUUACCUGAAUGAAAAACGAGACUGGAGCAGGUGUUGGUGUCAUCCGAAUGCCAUUACCGUAAUAGCAGCGGCAGCUGGAAUGGGAUUCAGGAGUUGCAACAUCUUUUCACAUCUCAGACCUGCAUUCCUUCUGAUUUGA
Messenger RNA from Cooperia oncophora, 435 nucleotides. The record is from the annotation of a GenBank genome assembly. Lineage: Eukaryota; Metazoa; Nematoda; Chromadorea; Rhabditida; Trichostrongylidae.